This is a messenger RNA of Penicillium brevicompactum, 2661 nucleotides long. RefSeq lists its product as uncharacterized. Gene Ontology annotation, cellular component: mitotic spindle pole body; chromosome, centromeric core domain; microtubule organizing center attachment site. Lineage: Eukaryota; Fungi; Ascomycota; Eurotiomycetes; Eurotiales; Aspergillaceae. The coding region runs from base 1 to 2661 and encodes 886 amino acids. The transcript has 3 exons. Gene Ontology annotation, biological process: nuclear inner membrane organization. The record is from RefSeq and is a predicted model, not a curated record.
AUGUCGUCUCUUUUCUCAAAGCGUCUGACAUGCUUUUAUUGUGGGCAGCGGCCUACUCAGGUUAAUCGACCUAUUCGCGGACCUGUUCGCAAUUUCCACUGCGAGCAUUGUGAGGCUGACAAUUUCUUUGACGAGAAAGGAGAGAUCACCGAUCCCCCAGCUGUGGUCACAAAUGCCGAACCUCAUUCACCCGGCGCAUCAAGCCCAUCCGGAACAACCGAUUUGAACGAACCUCCAUUAUUCUGCGCCAAGUGCACUCGCAAUCAGCAUCUGUUCACUAGCUCCCUUGCCUCAUAUUUCCCUCCCUCGGACGAUCCUACGGACAGCGAGUAUGACCGUGGGUAUGACCAGUUCCGUCGCAGCCUAGAGGACCGUUACCCUCAAGUUUGCGAAAUUUGCGAGCCACGGGUGAAAUCACGGAUCCGUAAAGCUGGAUAUGAAGCGAAAUCAGAUCACUUGCGACGCAUGAUGGACCAGAGCAGGAUGAAUCGGGAAUCGCGACAGGCUAGGAACCGGAGCUGGAGGAGCUUGUUGCUUGUUUUCGGUGCAUGUGCAUACUGGACGAGUAUCGCUGGCCAGAUUUCGUGGGACUUGCUUGCUGCAAUCACGGUUCCUUCAUCGGGAGAGGGGAUGGAGGAAGAUGAACCCAAUACAAUGCUAUCCUGUGUUUCUCGGUCGUUUCAUAUGUGGCGAGUUCCAGGUGAUUGCUGCCCAGACCUAGCACCCACUGCUGGCCUGGCGCUGGUAGCAGGUGCCCUUUCCCUUUGGUGGAAUCCGAAGCUGCGCUUCAAGAUCGAUGGACAACCUGGCAAAUUCGGUGGCCUUGCGGAGUAUUACCAAGCUCAGCUUAUCGUCAUGGUAGUGAGAUGUGUAUUCUGGGCUGUGCUCAAGGACCCUUCUGCCAGUGGAUUGGACCCAAACCUUCCUCGGGCUUUGCAUGCACUGAUGGCUCCGUUCACGAUUCUGUCUGUGUUGGUCUCAAGAUAUCUUGUGAGCUACUCCAGUCGCCCACUGGUCAACUGGUCAGACAACAGCUGGGAAACCCGUCUCGAGGGCGCCAAGGCGUCUUCUCCGGCUCAGGCUGAGUCGCCUGCGGCGACUCGCAUCCACAGGUCCGGUGGCACUCCAAAGGCCAAUGACACUGGAUUCAAUCCGCGGUUUCCAAUUGACAAACUGGCUACAAGCAGGCCACCAGUUGAACAAUCGGUUGCAGUUGCUCAAAUCCAGGACGAAAGUGACACCAUGGACUGGUCUCCCUCUGUCACUCACGAUCUUCGACCAACUAGAACACAACGAAACGAACCUUCUGUGCUGAGUGGUCCGCAUCCUUUCCAGGGUCAUGUUCCAGCUGCCCCUACACCUCCUGCAUGGAAACUUCGCAAUCAGAUUCCGUCAAAAUCCAUUGACCGAGUGAUCCAGCCAAAUCCCUUCCACCGCACCCCUACCCCGACAUCAGGCCAGUCGCAACAAAAGCCCCGGGAUGCUGAUACGGUCUUCAAUCAGCCCAAAUUUUUCGCACCCGGUGACCUUGACACAUCCACUGGACUCGAGACAUUGUUCGAUCGUGCCUUUAACUUCCAGCCCGACGGUGCUCAAAGACCUGGAUGGGACCAGAACACAUACAAACAAGGUUCACCACGUCUGAUUGAGACACAGAGCUAUCUCUUUUGGGGUUGUCUGCGACUGGGACUGCUAGUUGGAUUUACUAGUGCUUGGACUUUCUCGCAAAACCACCAAGUACUGCUCCCAGGAAAUUACGUGGAAAUUGCUGCCCUAGGUGUUGCAAGUUUGGUUGCUGGGUUCGCCUUGAUAAGUAUGGUGAAAAGACCCCUUUCAGAAUGGAAUGGCACAGAGAUCCUGAUCUCGAUCACGGAACUCGGCGCCGCUGUUCAUAUGGGGGCACAUUUGCCAACGGCCUCACUGAACCGGGACUACUUUGAUCGCUAUGGCAAACUUCUUCUGCUAUUCAUGGUUCUACAGGAGGUCAUGAAUGUAUUGUCCUUCUACAAAGAUGCUAAAUUGGAGAGCCAGAAACCACCGGGAUCUGCAUCACCUCCCACGGAACCGCAGUCACCGGUGAGCCAGUCAGGUGCUCUUGACUGGCCCGCGGAUAGAUCUUCGGAUAGGCCUUCGGACAGUGCAAUCUCGACCUCUCUGCCUCGCGUCAGCAGUCCACCUGUGCAUCGCUCUUUUGGAUCACAAUCAACCGCACCCGCACUUUCGUUCGGGGACACUGAGGCAGCUUCGAGUUUCUCAUCGGCGCUGCCUUCUGUGCCACAAUAUGGGCUUACUUCGUCUCAAACCGUCUCUUCAUUCCCAGCUGCCAACCAAAACGCGUUCCAGCAAAACAACAACAACCCACAUAGCUUCACGAUGGAAACUCUGAAGCAAAUAGACCCUGUGUCGGAUUACGAGCAGGAGUCCGACAGCGAGACUGUGGCUACUACAACCACUGCAGCCACGAACUUUACCAACCGCAACAUCCGUUACGGAACCAGCCCAGCUUUGGGGUCAGGGUCCAUGUUUUCUCCUCGACGCACCGGUCUUGGUUCGGGCAUGGGCGGGUUGAGUUUGGAUGAUGAACCAACUCCACGCCGCAUGACUCGCAGCCAGACUCAGCAUGGACUUCUUGGUCGACGCCCGGCCAACUAUGUCCGUUAG